AUGUGUCGAUAUAUGCGCGCUGCAACUAUAACGUUACUAUAUUUGCAUUGAUAAACCUGAGCUGCACUAGAUCGCGAUUUGUACUUGGUUUUUAUAUCUUACCACCAAUAAUUACCCUUCGAUAUGAUGCACCAGCCGUUGACAAGCUCGUGCCCGUCGACCUCGGAGGGGCAUGUCAAAGCCCCAGCGAUUCAUUUUCCUGACGGUACCGUCAAGCAAUCUACUCUACUCCGGUCCCCGACCGUCCAUCGGAAUGGACAUGUCAAUCUAGACACAUUCUCGCCAGUUAAUGAAAACGGAAGCUUCGAAUUCGAUCGCGUCUUGAAAACUGGGAAGGUGCAUCGUCGGGUUAAACAUAAACAUGCAUUCAGGGCCUCCUGGAAACAAGCCUAUCUCGUUCUCCGCCCGAAUCUGUUAUCAGUCUACAAAGAUGAGGAAGCGACAAGGUUGCGACUAUCCAUUACUCUAUCAGAAGUAACCGCGAUCGCUCCCGUUAAAUCUCCUCGGUCAAAUCGCCAGCAUGUUUUUGGCAUAUUCUCCCCUUCUAAGAACUAUCGCUUCCAGGCUCUGUCGGAAAAAGAUGCGCAGGAUUGGAUCGAGCGCAUUCGUGCCGAAACUCGCAUAGACGAGGAAGAGGAGGCGUUUCUGGCCCUUUCCAUGAAAGGAAACAAUACAGCAACUAGCAAGCAACGGAUCGAUGAUACCACCGAUUUCUCGGAUGUUGAGCAUAUGGGAAGGGCCAGCUCGCCUGAAUUCGGACGGGCAAGCUCCCCUGGUGGACGUCUCACUGCCCACCAGAAUUUCUCGGGACAUGAUAUUACGUCUUACUCAGAAUGGUCCGAUGGCCCAGCGAGCAACUCCAGUGUUCGCCCCGUUUCAAGAACUUCAACAAUUCCUAACUUACCUGUGUCUACUCCAGCGAGUGCACAGCCCAUCUCUGCACGCGAUAUGGAUCGGACCCAGGAACCAAAUACUCGGCGUGACCCGGAGAGAGUUAUCUGCAAUGGGUAUCUUCAGUGUCUUCGCAUUAAGGGAGGGGUGCGCCAGUGGAAACGAUUAUGGGUUGUUUUACGUCCAAAGAGCCUUGGCUUCUAUAAGGACGAACAGGAGUAUUCCGCAGUCAAGAUACUUCCCAUGGACCAGGUAUUCGAUGCCGCAGAAAUUGACCCAAUAUCUCGUUCAAAACUCUACUGUCUCCAAGUUAUCGAAGAGGAAAAAUCAUAUCGUCUCUGCGCGGACGAUGAAGAAUCCCUAGCAAAGUGGCUAGGGUCCCUAAAGAGCGUUCUGGUCGCUCGCAAGAAACUCGAAUCAGAGACCACGCCAGGAGCUGCGGCGGCGGCAGCAGCAGCCUGAACAAUUGUACAACAAUAAUAACCCGACGGGUCUGGUAACAGUCCGAUUGUCGCUCCCUUUUUCCACUUCCUUCAUUGUGUCUCUCCUUAACAAAUUCUCUUCAUUGUCGAAUUACUGCACACCUUAUAUACCUUCGUCAACUGUGUUCUCUUUUCUCAUUGAUCUGUUUACGACAUACAUACCCGACUUUACUGAUGAUAUAGAUCUAUUUUCUUUUUUUCCCCUUGUGAUCAGUCUAAAACCCCCGAUUUUUGAAUAAUGCUGAUAAUGUUGAUUUUACCGAUGUUUA
Messenger RNA from Aspergillus caelatus, 1642 nucleotides. Its product is annotated as PH domain-containing protein. Bases 124 to 1353 code for a protein of 409 amino acids. The record is from RefSeq and is a predicted model, not a curated record. NCBI's taxonomy places the organism in Eukaryota, Fungi, Ascomycota, Eurotiomycetes, Eurotiales, Aspergillaceae. The transcript has 3 exons.